AUGUUCCUCUCACAACGAACAGAUUUUGCCUUAUAAAAGCCCCUAGAGAUGCGCUUCCUCGUGUUUAACCUCCUGCAAUUUCUCUUUGCAGUUUGCAAUAUACUAACCAUUUCCGUUUCAUCCUUUCCGGCCAUCUCUCUCUCCCUCUUCAUGGGAGAUCCUCCACGUUCGGCGAUGACUGAUUUUUACAGCAUCCUCGAAAUACCGAAAGAUAUAUGCAAGGCAUACAAGGUCCUUUUCACGAAAUUGAAUCCCGACAAGAGCCCGAAGAACAAAAUCGAAACAGAAUCCAAAUCCAUUUCCCUCGAUGAAUGGCACAAGGUCCUCAAUGGAGAAACGGAGGAAGAAACUACAAUCAGCAAUGACCCAACAACACCUGCAGGUUCCAGUCAUUAUCAAAAUGACGAUGGUACGUUCUUUACACGCCACGCUUCCUUAUUCUCGAGGAGUUCAAGUAGAAGAAGCAAAACGCCGACGCCAAGCCCGCGCUCAUCGAGCCACAGUUCAAGCCGCCGGAGAUGCACCACCCCACUAUCAAGAAGCAUGAGCAGAAGGGGGUCCUCAGAAACUGAAAUACCUACACUCUUGUUCUCGAGAAAUUCGAGAAGGACCAGCUCAGAAACGGAAGCAUCUCUACUAGGAAAGAUGAGUUACAUAGAAACAGAAAAGCCUCCUUCUCUAUCAAGAGAUACGAGCCGAAGGGGCACCACCCCCAUCAUAUUCUCGCAAUCAGCUGCACGAAGAAAACCACCUCCAGUUGAGAUGAAGCUCGAGUGCACGCUUGAGGAGUUGUGUGAAGGAUGUCUCAAAAAGAUCAAGAUCACAAGAGAUGCCAUCACCAAUACUGGGAUGAUUAUCCAAGAAGAGGAGAUAUUGAAGAUACAAGUAAAGCCAGGAUGGAAUAAAGGAACAAAGGUGACAUUUGAGGGAAAGGGUGAUGAGAAACCAGGCUACCUUCCUGCUGAUAUAAUCUUCGUGAUAGAUGAAAGAGACCACCCAUUAUUUACGAAGGAAGGUUUCGAUUUGGAAAUAGGAGUUGAGAUCCCUCUAGUGAAUGCGCUCACAGGAUGUUCAAUCCCAAUUCCUCUAUUAGGAGGGGAAAAGAUGACAUUGUCGUUUGAUGAUAUCAUAUAUCCGGGCUACGAAAAGGUCAUUCGGGGCCAAGGUAUGCCUAUCCCUAGAGAACAAGGAAGGAGAGGUGAUCUUCGAAUCAAGUUUCUAGUUGAGUUUCCCACAGAAUUGAGUGAUGAACAACGAGCUCAAGCAUCUAGAAUACUACAUGAUUGUACUUGAUCGUAAUCAUAUUACUGUUUUUUCAUCUCCUUUACUAACAAAAAUCUACGUACCCGAGGAAGAAAAAAGUGUUCACUUAUUUGAUACUCAAGUUUUGAGACUCCUUGUAAUAUCAUGUAUAUAGUUUUUCAACAAUACAUUCCAAAAUUGUAAUAUCAUGUAUAUAUAAUGCCAUUCAUGAAUGUCGCAUUUGACUUGAAAUGAAAGUUGUUCAUCGUCCCACCAAA
Molecule: messenger RNA, 1520 nt
Organism: Juglans regia (Persian walnut)
Lineage: Eukaryota; Viridiplantae; Streptophyta; Magnoliopsida; Fagales; Juglandaceae
Product: dnaJ homolog subfamily B member 4-like
Exons: 3
Coding region: 49-1293 (414 amino acids)
Cellular component (GO): cytosol
Molecular function (GO): protein-folding chaperone binding
Source: RefSeq, a predicted model, not a curated record